GAAGCAGUGGGCAAGAAGGACUACAUGCUGAAGAAUUAACAAUGAAUUUUCUCUGUUUUUGGCUCUCUGCAUUCAUGUCAGUUUCAGUGCGGGGUCAUAUGGUUUCUAAUAAGGGUUGGUCAAUGACAAUCGCAGAUGAUGUGAGGGCUGAGGAAGGAAGCUUCACUGUCUUACCCUGCAGCUUCACCCACCCUGACACUCACCUCACACUCACCGGCUCUGUCAUAUGGAAAAAAUUUAAAAAAGGUGAAAUCUUUAAGUGUCCAUAUCCCGGUCCAGACCAUUCCCAGGGUGAGCUGUGUGAGAAUGUGAGACAGCGGGACGGUGGGAAUCGAUUCAGAUUUGUGGGGAACUUCAGCAACAACGAUCUCUCAAUAAUGAUGGAGGGACUGAGCCAGGAGGAUGCUGGUUCCUAUCGGUGUCGUGUGGAGCUCAAUAUUGGCAAGUUUGGAACUCGGAGAGGAACAGGUCUGGAAGUGGAAGCUACUCAGGGAAAUGUCUCAGUGGUGACUGGGACAGAGGGAGAUUCAGUUACUUUACCCUGUAUCUUCAGGAGCUGGGACUCCCACACCCUGACCACUGUUACUUGGAUGAGGAAGGAGCCCUACCAACACAUCGUUACAUUUACAGCCCAAUCACAGGGAACUUGGACAACUGGACACGGUGGAAAUCGGUACGAGCUCAUUGGGAACCCAGACGAGGGAAACGCCUCGACCAGGAUAAACCAGCUGAGUGUGAGGGACAAUCACACUUACCUGUGUCUGGUGGAAUACAGGUCAAAACCUGAUUCUCAGUAUCUGAUCCAGAAAGAGACUCAGCUACAGAUCAUACCUGUGAAGGAGCCUGAGCCCACCAUUGUGAUAUGUCAACUGAUCAUCUCACUCCUCAGCCUCCUGUUCAUCUUCUUCAUCCUUAUCAUCAUGUUCAUCAUCUACAGGAAGAAAGGAGGGUACACACAGAAAAUAGAGCACACCACAUCGUUGAAAAGGUAG
Hemiscyllium ocellatum (epaulette shark) is the source of this 992-nucleotide messenger RNA. RefSeq lists its product as uncharacterized. Gene Ontology annotation, cellular component: plasma membrane. Bases 42 to 992 code for a protein of 316 amino acids. The transcript has 5 exons. The record is from RefSeq and is a predicted model, not a curated record. NCBI's taxonomy places the organism in Eukaryota, Metazoa, Chordata, Chondrichthyes, Orectolobiformes, Hemiscylliidae. Gene Ontology annotation, biological process: regulation of actin cytoskeleton organization; regulation of osteoclast development; regulation of bone resorption.